Spirodela intermedia is the source of this 1944-nucleotide messenger RNA. The record is from the annotation of a GenBank genome assembly. NCBI's taxonomy places the organism in Eukaryota, Viridiplantae, Streptophyta, Magnoliopsida, Alismatales, Araceae.
AUGAAAAGCCUUGCAUCCGGCGAUUAAUUGGAUCAUUUCAAAGGCUAAUUUGGGUUAGAUUGUUUGUUUUCAUCUUAAUCUUUCAUCAUUUAGUGUUAAUUUUACUUUAAGUAUUGUAGAUUAAGUUUAAUUUAGUUUUAAUUUCUGUUUUUAAUCAUUUCGCGAUACGAAAAUUUCUCAUAACUUCAAACUUCGAUUACUUUUCGAAUUCUCAUCCAAAUCACCUGAUUUUUGAUUCUGUGGAUUCGAAAUUGAGUUAUCUUUCUUAAUAUACUAAAUUGCCCAAUUUAUAACCUAAUUUCAUCGUCCGAUUUGACCGAAUUUCACAGAUAUCUCUCAAAUUUCCCUAAUUCUCCGUGGAUUCGACCCUUAAUUACCAUUAUACUAAUUAAUUACUUUGAUUAAUCAUAAAUUGGUAAGAUUAGGACUUUUUUUUGACACUGAAUCGUGUGCAUUCAACAACCAUACGAUUUAAUCUCGUCAAAUGGUGCCGUUGCCGGGGAAUUAAGGCGUAUUUUCGAGUAAAAUCAUCGAUUUUGACUCGGUCAACUCUGAUUUUUCUAUUUCUUUUUUUGAUUUUAAUCCAAAUUGAUCCUACACUGAGCUAUUUGUAGCAGAAAUAUAUCGUUUAGAUACUCAAUUUCGACGAGAUUAAGUGAUUAGUCCCUCUCUACGGACGACGGACAAUCAUCGCGUCAUACUCGAAUUGGGAGCGUGUAACUCUGACGAAUAGCGACAAUCAGGUACGAUUAAAUUUGUCAUUGUUGAAUAAUUUUAUAGUAUCUCUUUUGAGUAUUAUUAUACUAUAUAUAUUUGUGCAUAUUUAUGAGACGAGAGUUUGAUUGGAGAACGAGGGAUAAUCCUUUACACUUAGAUCUUUUUGAACGUUCCUCGCAAUCACUUUCAUCUUCCGCGUCAUCAUCGAUCUUAGAUAUGGCCCUGAAUGAUGAGGGAAAUGUUAGGAGACGCCUGAGUGAUUAUGCUAGGCCUGUUCUUCAAAGACCCGUUACUCGUAUUCAUGCACCCUUAGCUAGAAAUGCGAAUUUUAGAAUAGAUUCGCAUGUGAUGAGUAUGUUACCUAUCUUCCAUGGUAAACCUUCUGAGGAUCCUUAUAGACAUGUCGACGAGCUUAGUCAAGUAUGUGAGAUUAAUCAGAUUCAUAAUGUGUCGGCAGAUGUAAUGAAGAUGAAACUCUUUCUCGCCACCCUUAGAGAUAGAGCUAAGGAUUGGUUUCUUAAGUUAGGAAAGGAGUUCACUUCUUGGACCGAGAUGGAGGAGGAAUUUCUUAGGAAAUACUAUUCCGUAGGAAAAACCACCUCUGUUAGGAAGGCGAUGCGUGAGUUUACCCAAGGACCGAGUGAGAUGUUUCACGAAGCUUGGGAGAGACUUAGAGACCUCACUAGAGAGUGCCCUCACCAUGGAGUGUCUAACCAUGAGCUUACACAAAUAUUUUAUGAUGGGUUAGGCCCGCAAGAUAGAUAUCUUUUGGAUGCAGCUAGCGGCGGCACCUUCAUGAGCAAAUUUGAAGAUGAAGCAAUGGAAUUGAUCGAGACUGUGGCGGAAAAUAGCCACCACAACUCGGCAAAACCAUUCAGAAGAGGUGCAACGCCGAAAGGAGGAUUAAUCGACGCAAAGAUAGUAGAGACGGGCAUGCUCCUAGAGAAGAUCGACAAGAUGGCGGAAGUUCAGAAUCUUUUAUUAGAUCGGUUCCACAUCCGCAACGGAUCUGAAGGACUUGCACCCGUCGCUCUACAAGAAGCGUCGCCAUGCGCCCAUUGCUCACGCCUCGACCACGUCGAGAUGGAUUGUCCGAUCAUGGCAAUUAAAGGGCAGGGCAUGUACAGACAAGGCCCGCCAGGAGGGCAAAUUCAUCAGGGACGACCGAACUAUCAAGGUACAUAUCCAAAUUAUUUUAAUAACCCUGUUUAUAAUCCUAUGCAGUAG